UAAACCAUCACGUGCAGCUGCGCACCCACCCUGAUCGGAGAAUCAUCGGUAGCUGUCAUGAGCCUCCUCGACCACUUACACCACCAUGAUACCGAUAUACGACAAAAGUCUUUAGUCUUGACCCUUGGCUAUUGUAUCCAGGCUUUGGAUAGAUUGAAUAUGGCUAGAUGACGUCUCAGGCGGAUCUGGUGGCAGAAGCAGUAUUGCAACAAUUUUGCAAAUUACCUGCGAAACGAAAACCUGCUGUUCGCGACAAUGGCAUUCAUGAAUGGGUUCCGCUGAGUGGCAUCGUCGCUGAGGAAAAUGGCAUUCUAACAUGUGUAGCCCUGGCAACUGGCAUGAAAUGCCUUCCGGCGUCAAAAAUAUUACAAUCCAAUGGUGUGGGCAUCCAUGACUGGCACGCCGAGGUCCUGGCUAUGCGGACUUUUAAUCGUUUCUUACUCGAUGAAUGCGCGAAUAUCCUUGAGAAAGAUGACGAGUCGAGUAUUCUGCAGAGGAAGACGAGCGCUUCCAAUCUUGACGACCUCCCUUUGCAGUUGUUCAAGAUCAAAGAUGGCGUCAAGCUGCACAUGUACUGCUCAGAAGCACCAUGUGGUGAUGCUAGUAUGGAGCUCACAAUGGCUGCUCAAGAAGAUGCUUCAACAUGGGAAAACCCAACUCCUAUAAAUACAAAGCCUGGAGCUAAUGCACAUAUCUCUUUGCUAGGAAGGGCUUGCUUCUCUAGGACUGGAAUUGUUCGACGAAAACCUGCUCGAGGGGAUGCACCUCCAACGUUAUCGAAGUCUUGCUCUGACAAACUUGCGUUGAAACAAUGUGCUUCGCUUCUCUCAGCUAUCACAUCAAUCUUCAUCGAUCCUACCAACGCAUACAUCAGCAGCAUCGUUUUGCCAAGAUCCCAAUACUCUGAUCUUGCAUGUCAACGUGCCUUUUCAGCAAAAGGCAGGAUGAACCUCAUGAACGGCAAAAAGUGGCUGGGAGGCUAUUCAUUUAGGGAGUUUUCAGUUGCGACGACGGGCCUGGAAUUCGAAUUUUCGAAAAGGUCUGUACAGACAAGGGCCGACAAGAUUUCAGCAAGCAACCUAGCAGCAACAUGGUCACGAUCAGGCUUCGAAGAGAACAUCAUUGGAGGAGUUAUUCAAGGCCGGAAGGCUUUCAGAACAGACGGAGCAAGUCGAGUAUCCAAGCGUUGUAUGUGGGAGGCAGCAAACGACCUUGCUAGUAGGAUCAGUGACGCUCCCUCUUCCACUACGAGCUCUCUAGGUGGUGAUACGUAUCGCCACUUAAAAGAGGGACAGUUGAUGGCUCAUAGACGGCAAGUUAAGGACGAGGCCCGUGAGACGGCACUGUCAGGGUGGAUCAGGAAUGACGAAGGGUCAGAUUUCCAACUAGAAAAACGUAGCAAUCAUUGACAUCAUUAGAGAUUGGUAUU
This is a messenger RNA of Fusarium redolens, 1429 nucleotides long. Its product is annotated as adenosine deaminase/editase. The record is from RefSeq and is a predicted model, not a curated record. Gene Ontology annotation, molecular function: RNA binding; tRNA-specific adenosine-37 deaminase activity. The transcript has 3 exons. Gene Ontology annotation, biological process: tRNA wobble adenosine to inosine editing. Bases 168 to 1409 code for a protein of 413 amino acids. Lineage: Eukaryota; Fungi; Ascomycota; Sordariomycetes; Hypocreales; Nectriaceae.